Molecule: messenger RNA, 1868 nt
Organism: Mugil cephalus (flathead mullet)
Lineage: Eukaryota; Metazoa; Chordata; Actinopteri; Mugiliformes; Mugilidae
Gene: acp7
Product: acid phosphatase 7, tartrate resistant (putative)
Exons: 15
Coding region: 297-1616 (439 amino acids)
Molecular function (GO): metal ion binding; acid phosphatase activity
Source: RefSeq, a predicted model, not a curated record
CCUGGGCAUUGUUGUGCCUCUGAACAAUGACGUAGCCAGGAAAUACAAAACAGUCUAGGUGAGCUGUGAGUGUUUGCAGAGACUAUUUUAAAAUUACAGCUAACUUGUUUAGGGCAAAAGGACCGACGUUUGUUCGUUUGGAACAACGCGUUUUGACUAAACCUUUCACCGUUCGACUUGACUGCAGGUUUAACUGAUGUGGACCUUCUCACCAGAGACCGGAGCACAGCCUAGUUUGUGGAUCUCUGCCACACUCACCACUGACUAAACUGGCUCUGAGAUCAGCCCCGUGUGAAAUGGUGCGUGUUCAUGCUGCCUGUGCCUUGUUCAGCCUUGCACCCCUGUUGGUGCUUGGUGUUCCUCCUAUUUGGACCCAACCAGAACAAGUGCACCUCUCCUAUGCAGGAGCGCCAGGCUCAAUGGUAGUAACCUGGACCACCUUCAAUAAGACGGAUAGCAAGGUGGAGUAUGGCCUUCUUGGAGGUCGGCUCUUUGAGAUGAGCGCCAAAGGUGACACCGCUCUAUUUGUGGACUCGGGAGAGGAGAAGAGGAAGCUGUUCAUCCACAGAGUCACGCUCACGGGCCUCAAACCUGCUGCUGCUUACGUUUAUCACUGCGGGAGCGAUGAAGGCUGGAGCGAUGUGUUCUCCUUCACCGCACUGAACGACAGCAUUAGUUUCAGCCCCCGCUUUGCUCUGUAUGGCGAUCUGGGCAAUGAGAACCCUCAGUCCCUGUCUCGUCUGCAGAAGGAGACACAGCUUGGCAUGUACGACGUCAUCCUGCACAUAGGGGACUUUGCCUACGACAUGCACGAGGACAAUGCCAGGAUUGGAGAUGAGUUCAUGAGGCAGAUCCAGUCCAUAGCAGCCUACGUGCCCUACAUGACCUGUCCAGGCAACCACGAGUCUACGUACAACUUUUCCAACUACAGGAAUCGCUUCAGUAUGCCGGGCCAGACGGAGAGCCUGUGGUACAGCUGGAACCUGGGGUCCGCACACAUCAUCUCCUUUUCCACCGAAGUUUAUUUCUAUCUGGAGUUUGGCUUGGAGCUCCUCUUCAAGCAGUACGAGUGGCUGAAGAAAGACCUGGAGGAGGCCAACAAGCCUGAGAACAGAGCGGCGCGUCCAUGGAUCAUCACCAUGGGACACAGACCAAUGUACUGCUCUGAUGACGACCAGGAUGACUGCACCCAGUUUGACUCCUAUGUCCGGCUCGGGCGGAAAGACACGAAGCCGACGGCUCCUGGUCUAGAGGAUUUAUUCUACCGCUAUGGGGUGGAUUUGGAGUUGUGGGCACACGAGCACACGUAUGAGAGGCUUUGGCCUGUUUACGGCGACAAGGUGUACAAUGGGAGCACAGAGCAGCCUUAUGUGAACCCCAAGGCUCCUGUGCACAUUAUCACAGGCUCUGCUGGCUGCAGAGAGAGGACGGACAAGUUCAAUCCAAACCCCAAAGGGUGGAGCGCUUUCCGCAGCACAGACUACGGCUACAGCCGCAUGCAAGUGGUCAACGCCACCCACAUUUACUUGGAGCAAGUCUCUGACGAUCAGUACGGGAAGGUGAUUGACAGCAUAUGGGUGGUAAAAGAAAAGCACGGCUUCUCUGCCUGGUCAUGAAGACUGCCAUCCUUAAAAAAAGUUUCUGCGCAUAAAAUGCACUUUGAUCCUCAAACAAGCACAUCUUUUGCUGAAUCACACCAAUCAUACAGAUUUCUUUUUAAGCAAUAAUGAAUGUUUUUAUGUCAGUCUGUCCUCUGUAUGGUAAUCAUCUACUGUAAAUGUAUAUAAUGCAGCUGUAAGUGCUCUGCUAAGACAGGGCACCACAAUUGUUUUCCAUUUGAAUAAAUACAUUUUUGUAUUUGCUCACCA